CGCCGGGCUGUGCCGAGCACACGCCGGCUGGAGGGGACGGCGAGCGGGCGGGAGGCGGCAGGCAGCGCCGCGCCGCGCCGAGCCGAGCGAAGGAGGGACGCGCCGGGCACGGCCGCCACCAGCCCUCCCCAAUCCUCCGUCAUCCUCCCCGCCGCGGCCGCCUGGCCCCCUGACAGCCGGCGGAGCAGCAUCCCCACACGGCCCCCUUCCCGUCAGGCACGACUGAACCAUGGAGCUUCGAGUGGGAAACAAAUACCGGCUGGGCAGAAAGAUUGGUAGUGGUUCGUUUGGAGACAUUUACCUAGGAGCCAAUAUUGCGACUGGUGAAGAGGUGGCCAUAAAACUGGAAUGUGUCAAAACCAAGCAUCCUCAGCUCCACAUUGAAAGCAAGUUCUACAAGAUGAUGCAGGGAGGAGUGGGUAUCCCGUCCAUUAAGUGGUGUGGAGCAGAGGGAGACUACAAUGUGAUGGUGAUGGAACUCUUGGGGCCCAGCCUGGAAGAUCUCUUCAACUUCUGUUCCCGCAAAUUUAGUCUCAAGACAGUUCUGCUGCUGGCAGACCAGAUGAUUAGCCGCAUUGAGUAUAUUCAUUCCAAGAACUUCAUCCAUCGGGAUGUCAAGCCAGACAACUUCCUUAUGGGCCUUGGCAAAAAGGGCAACCUAGUAUAUAUCAUUGAUUUUGGUUUGGCCAAGAAGUACCGAGAUGCCCGGACCCACCAGCACAUCCCUUAUCGGGAAAACAAGAAUCUGACUGGCACAGCCCGUUAUGCCUCUAUCAACACCCACCUGGGAAUUGAACAAAGUCGCCGUGAUGACCUGGAGAGCCUGGGUUAUGUGCUCAUGUAUUUCAACCUGGGCUCGCUGCCCUGGCAGGGCCUCAAGGCUGCCACCAAGCGCCAAAAGUAUGAGAGGAUCAGCGAGAAAAAGAUGUCAACGCCCAUCGAGGUGCUCUGCAAAGGGUACCCUUCUGAGUUCUCAACAUACCUCAACUUCUGCCGUUCACUGAGGUUUGAUGAUAAACCUGACUACUCGUACCUGCGGCAACUCUUCCGCAACCUCUUCCACCGCCAAGGCUUCUCCUACGACUACGUCUUUGAUUGGAACAUGCUUAAAUUUGGAGCAGCCCGGAACCCUGAGGAUAUGGAUCGGGAGCGGCGAGAGCACGAGCGAGAGGAGAGGAUGGGGCAACUCCGAGGGUCAGCCACGCGAGCACUGCCCCCUGGCCCACCUGCCGGGGCCACUGCCAACCGUCUUCGCAAUGUCACCGAGCCCAUGGCCUCCACCCCCACCUCCCGAAUCCAGCAGUCCGGCAACACGUCCCCCAGAGCAAUCUCAAGAGUGGACAGGGAGCGGAAGGUCAGCAUGAGGUUACACCGAGGAGCUCCUGCCAACGUCUCCUCAUCUGACCUCACAGGGCGGCAAGAAGUGUCACGGAUUUCAGCAUCACAGACAAGUGUGCCAUUUGAUCACCUUGGGAAGUGAGGAGCAAUUGCCACUGGACCAGUGUUUGCUUAGGUGAGCCUGUACUCAUGCCUGGGAACCCCUAAGGAGGAAAUUGCUGGGAAAAAAAAAAGCCUUAAGACUUUAUGUUGUUGUGGAAGAUUGGUAUAUUUCCUUUCCUUUCAACUUACUUUGAGAUGUUUUUUGGUUUCAGAGGAAAGAGUAACAUUAACUGCCAAAACCUUGAGGGGACAGAUUGUCUUAGUUGUAAAGGUAGCUUCCAUUUCUCCAGGAGGAUAGGAAGGGUGGAGAAGGUGCUGGGCUGGGGAGCCAUUUCAUUAGUUCCUCAUGAAUGCUUUUCUGGCAGUGUGACAGUGUUGGGGUGGAGGGUGCUGAGCAGGUAAUCAAGUGUGCAAGACUUUGUACAGCUACUGAGUGCCUCUUGUAGAGAAAACCACAGUAGCUGGGCGAGGUACCUCUGAGGGGAGGCAGGAGUGUAGAAGAAAAGGCUGAUUUGAUUUGUUACACUCCAACUGGCAAUGGAAGUGCUGGGAUAAGCCUUUACUCCUAACAUCUCUUGCUUUUUUCUCUCUUUUGAAUUCUCUUUUUAGUGUCUUCACUGUAUUUUUCUUUUAAAAAACAAAAAACCCAAAAAACAAACAAAAACCUAAAAAAAAUAAUAAAAGACAAAAAAACAAACAAACAAAAAAACCCAACAGAAUUUCUUUUUGCCAACGAUGAGGAGUCGAGCUGUGCCCCCGCGCUGGUGUGAGCCGUUUCCAGAGGGCCACCUGUCCCCGGCGUGA
This is a messenger RNA of Parus major (Great Tit), 2244 nucleotides long. It is a transcript of the gene CSNK1E, whose product is annotated as casein kinase 1 epsilon. The coding region runs from base 230 to 1480 and encodes 416 amino acids. Gene Ontology annotation, cellular component: cytoplasm; nucleus. The record is from RefSeq and is a predicted model, not a curated record. Gene Ontology annotation, molecular function: ATP binding; protein serine/threonine kinase activity. Lineage: Eukaryota; Metazoa; Chordata; Aves; Passeriformes; Paridae. The transcript has 10 exons. Gene Ontology annotation, biological process: endocytosis; peptidyl-serine phosphorylation; signal transduction.